Molecule: messenger RNA, 465 nt
Organism: Cetraspora pellucida
Lineage: Eukaryota; Fungi; Glomeromycota; Glomeromycetes; Diversisporales; Gigasporaceae
Source: the annotation of a GenBank genome assembly
UAUCAGUAAAUGAAAACUUAUCUGUUAACUCUGCUAACCCUUCUUCUGAUCUAGUAACUAACUUCUCUAAAACAUAUAAUCAGCUAUUGUCUAAGCUUUUACCGACAAUGCAAAAAAUGUGUCAGUCUCAUAUAGUUCAGAAAAAAGAAUCAAAAUCAGAUGAGUGGUUUUCAUCUCUACAAUAUCUGAAUGCUAGUAUAAAUGAUUUGUCUAUUUCUGAAUCUUUUUUAGAUAAUGAAAGUGAGUUUGAAGUCCUGAAUGAUGCAACAAUUAACGCCCUCGGAUGGAAAGCUGACAAGCCAUCUGACUUCAAUAUAAAAGGUAACUCUAAAUAUAUUACCGAAUCAUUGGGAUGGUUUACAGAUGUGCCAGUCAGUAUAAAGGAUAAGGAUGGUAAAACCGUCACAGCUACUGAAAAUUUUGCUCGUAUUGAUAAUGGUGAAUCUGAGCCAAUGCUAUGCAUAG